ACCCGACCGGGGAGAGCCGAGGGGGCUCGAGUCGAGACGAGCGCGACCGAGUCCCUGCACGAGGCACGCCGAGUCCCCACCAUCAGCAGCGUUGCCGGCUCAGUCGCUGUGCGGGAGUGGUCACCGAGGGAUGUGUGGUAUCGUAACCGAGUGUGAUUGAGGAAAAAGACCCGGCGUAGUUUCUCCGCGUAAUACGCUCUCGCUCUUUACCCCCCGGACAAAAAGGAACUAGCAAUACCGAGAGUCUAGUCAGUUUUCGGACCCCUCCUGUUACCGCGCGCAACUCUACGGAAUACGCCGACCGUCUAUUUAUUUAAGUAUUUAUUGUACAAAAGACUUUAUCUAUAGCUAACACAAUGUCCGUGGACAAGGAGGAAUUGGUACAGCGCGCGAAGCUCGCCGAACAGGCGGAAAGGUACGACGACAUGGCAGCCGCGAUGAAGGCGGUUACCGAAACAGGCGUCGAGUUGUCGAACGAGGAGAGGAAUCUGCUGUCGGUAGCGUACAAGAAUGUCGUUGGCGCGAGACGUAGCUCGUGGCGAGUAAUCUCCUCCAUCGAGCAAAAGACCGAGGGUUCCGAGCGUAAACAGCAGAUGGCAAAGGAAUAUCGAGAAAAGGUUGAAAAGGAGCUGCGCGAGAUCUGUUACGACGUGUUGGGACUCCUCGAUAAGUACCUGAUCCCUAAGGCUAGCAAUGCCGAGAGCAAAGUAUUCUACCUCAAGAUGAAGGGCGACUACUACAGGUAUCUCGCAGAAGUCGCCACCGGAGAAACAAGACACGCUGUGGUAGACGACAGCCAGAAGGCAUACCAGGAUGCGUUUGAAAUCAGCAAGUCAAAGAUGCAGCCUACCCAUCCGAUCAGGCUAGGUCUCGCCCUCAACUUCUCCGUUUUCUAUUACGAGAUCCUCAACUCACCAGACAAGGCCUGUCAGCUAGCAAAACAGGCGUUCGAUGACGCGAUCGCGGAGUUGGACACACUUAACGAAGACAGCUACAAAGAUUCCACUCUCAUCAUGCAACUUCUGCGUGACAACCUCACCCUUUGGACCAGUGACACGCAGGGUGAGCCGGACGAACAACAGGAGGGUGGCGACAACUAACCUUCCUAAGCUUAAGUCCUUUCUAAACCUAAUAAGAACAUCCUAUUCUCUAUCGUCCCCCCGUCCCUCGAAGUGCUCACCAGUCCAUCCACCUGAGAUCGAUUUGUCCAUUUACCUGUCCUUUCGUCCUUCGCGUACCUCGUUUCCUCUUGUUCCUUCCAUCGCCUGUCCUUCCUGCCAUUUUCCUUCCCAUCUUCGUACUCCCUUUUCAUUUCCCUCGGCCCCUUUUCAUCGAUCGACCUCCUCUUCCCUUCCUCUAUUACUUGUCUACCUACCCAUACCUCCACCUACCUUCUUACCUACUUACCUACCUACCUGUUCAUCCUCCAAUUUCCCUUCCCACCUUUCUUCUCGUCACAGUCGGAAGACCAUCAGCCGAGAAUUCCUUUUUCCUUGAUCUCCUCCUCGAAAAUCAAUCGACAUUUGUGUCCUAACGCGACCGCACACCGCUGAUGCCACCGCCACAGCUGUUUCGCCCGGUUCGAAAGCUCGAACAGGAGAAUCCCGCGUUCUCGACCGUAUUCUCUCCUGGAGGAUGGAACCGAGUUGCGUCGCGUUCGUCGCGCGGUAUGCACCCUACAUCAGAAAGAAAGAAAGAAAGGAAGGAAGGAAGAAAGAAUGGAAAGAAGAGAGAAAGAGAAAGAGAGAGAGAGAGAGAGAGAGAGGAAGCGUAUGUUCCGUGUCGUGUGCGCGCGAGUGCGAGCGUGAAUGUGUAUGCGUGUCUGCCGGGGAGAGGAGGAAAGAGAGAAGAGUGAGAAUAACGAACGAAUCUUCCGAAGCUACUGUCUCAGCGAUGCGUCGCGCACAACACCGUUUCUAAUCACACGUACGAUCCUCGACGAAGGGAAACGGUCGAGUCGCGAGAAUCGUCCGAUUUCCAGCAUGAAAUUUCUCCGAGAAAAAAGAAAAAAAGAAAACAGUCUCGACUCGUGUUUGUACGGAAGAACGAGGAAGGAGCAAAUUGUGGAUGAACAGAGGAAAGGACAGGAAGAGUAUUAUUUCGCAAACUUUGUCUCGUCGUACGACUUCGUUCGGAAACGUUAGAUAUAGAGCAACUAAAGGCGAGUAAUAAUUACGGAGACUAUAAGAAAAACGAAGAGACGGAGAAGUCGAAGGAAAAUAUGCGUAGUGUUCGUUCGAUGCCGCCGCUGUUAGUACGAGACACGGGAUGCGAAGAAUAUAACGCGAAACACCACUGUCACUCCCAGAUCUGCUCACUAUUUACCAUCUAAAACAGCGUUCCCCGUCGACGGAGCCUCUCCCGUGCCGGCUGCUUCCUCUUCCAACUGUUCGUUCCGCGUAUGGCGCGCGUCGCGCGCGCCUGUGCGUUGUCGGGAAAGCCACGCGGUGCCGAAGAGACGGCCAUGACGGUCGUCCGAUCGCCGUGACGCCUCCAUCGUCGCGAGAGGAAGCCGAAAUGCCGCUACGGACGACGCGUGCGUCGGUGACGCGCGUUCAACGGAAAAUACGCGAAAGAUGCGAGAAAGACGAGAGGAAGAGUUUCCGUGGGAAACGGUGUAGAGCGUAGAGGUGCAGCGCGUCGGUUCGGUCCACCGUUAACGGUGCGCACCCUCGGAAGCGCAAACCUGUCUUGUUUUUCCUUGGUCUUGUUUUGUGAUCUUGUCUUGUCGCGUCUUGUCGCGUCUUGUCGCGUCUUGUCACGACAGAGAGAGUGCCUCUCUUCCUCAGCGUCGCGUGGUUUCCUCGAAGCGCGGACAGCAGCGGGAGGGCUCCGUAGGGUCCGCGAGCACUCGCUAGAACAGCGUUCAUCUAAAAUAUUGCUAAAAAGAAAACAGACGUUUAAGAAGAAACGAAGACAAAGGGAAAAAGCACGCAUGAAACUAACUACAUUAUAUCCAGUUGUCAUUAAAUUAAAUUUCACAUUGUCUAGCAAGUACGAUAUUAUUAUACGAAGGGAAGAACGCAGGAGGAGAAAGGAGAGUAAAAAUACAUUAAGUUAUUAAGUUCCAAAACAA
Nomia melanderi (Alkali bee) is the source of this 3076-nucleotide messenger RNA. It is a transcript of the gene 14-3-3zeta, whose product is annotated as tyrosine 3-monooxygenase/tryptophan 5-monooxygenase activation protein zeta. Lineage: Eukaryota; Metazoa; Arthropoda; Insecta; Hymenoptera; Halictidae. The record is from RefSeq and is a predicted model, not a curated record.